Molecule: messenger RNA, 2118 nt
Organism: Nicotiana attenuata
Lineage: Eukaryota; Viridiplantae; Streptophyta; Magnoliopsida; Solanales; Solanaceae
Product: probable pectate lyase 8
Exons: 8
Coding region: 174-1487 (437 amino acids)
Molecular function (GO): pectate lyase activity
Source: RefSeq, a predicted model, not a curated record
UCUGUCUCUCUCUUGAGGCCUAUAUAAUGUUUCCUCCAUUGAGGCUUGUUCUUUCACUCAUUUUGCCCUCAUUUGUUCAUGCAUUCAUUUCUAAACAGAAUCAACCAAAUUACAUCACAUUUUCCUUUGCCAAAACAGAGUGAAAACUCGGAAAAUUCUAGAGAUUCUUCUCAAUGGCAAAUGCUCUGUAUUUUCUUUGUCCUUUGCUAAUUAUGAUGAUGCUUUUCAUCAAUGCCACAGCCAGUAAAAGUAUUGAAGAAGCAGAGCAAUUUCAGAGCUUAAGUAACUCGACUAUGGCGAAUAGGUUAAGUGAAAAUGAUGAACUCAAGCAUGAACAUGCUGAAGAUGAUCCAGAAGCUAUCGCUUCAAUGGUGGCUACGAGCAUUAGGAAUAGCACAGAGAGGAGGAAAUUAGGCUACUUCUCAUGUACAACAGGAAAUCCCAUAGAUGAUUGUUGGCGUUGUGAUCGCCAUUGGGUACGUAACCGCAAACGCUUAGCUGACUGCUCUAUUGGCUUUGGACGCAAUGCCAUUGGUGGUCGUGAUGGCAGGUAUUAUGUUGUGACUGACUCAGGUAAUGACGAUCCAGUAAAUCCCAGACCUGGAACACUUCGUCAUGCAGUAAUUCAAGACGCACCAUUGUGGAUAGUGUUUAAACAUGAUAUGGUCAUCACACUUAAGCAAGAACUUAUGAUGAACAGUUUCAAGACAAUUGAUGCUCGUGGUGUGAAUGUACAAAUUGCAUAUGGGGCUUGUAUUACUAUCCAAUUUGUUACUAAUAUUAUUAUUCAUGGUCUUCAUAUUCAUGACUGUAAACCCACUGGUAAUGCCAUGGUCCGAAACUCACCAUCACACUAUGGUUGGAGAACAAUGGCUGAUGGUGAUGGCAUUUCCAUUUUCGGUUCGAGUCAUAUUUGGAUUGACCACAAUUCUCUUUCUAAUUGUGCUGAUGGUCUCAUUGAUGCUAUCAUGGGUUCAACUGCAAUUACCAUUUCAAACAAUUACUUCACACAUCACAAUGAGGUGAUUUUAUUGGGGCACAGCGACUCCUAUAUCAGAGAUAAGGUUAUGCAAGUGACUAUUGCCUUCAACCAUUUUGGUGAGGGCCUGAUCCAGAGAAUGCCAAGAUGUAGGCAUGGUUAUUUCCAUGUGGUGAACAAUGACUAUACACACUGGGAAAUGUAUGCAAUUGGUGGUAGUGCUGAUCCUACAAUUAACAGCCAGGGCAACAGAUACCUUGCCCCAGUGAACCCUUUUGCCAAAGAGGUGACAAAAAGAGUGGAACCAUGGGAAGGAUCAUGGAAGCACUGGAACUGGAGAUCAGAGGGAGACCUUAUGCUGAAUGGAGCAUACUUUACUGCGUCUGGACGUGCCGCUCCACGCAGUUAUGCAAGAGCCUCAAGCUUAGCUGCUAAAUCCUCUUCUAUGGUGGGAACUAUUACCUCAAAUGCUGGUGCACUUUCUUGUCACAUUGGCUUCCAAUGUUGAUGUCAAAACACAUUGGACACAUCUGCUGAUCGAAGAGCACUACCACAUUACUUUUGCAUGUCCAUUGAAUUCAUCAAGUAGCCUAUUUUCACCAAUUUCUCUUUCUUCUCCUUGUUUACGUCCGUCCCAACUCACCCUUGAGUAGGGGCGGAUCCAGAGUAUUGUGGAUGGGUUCAAUUCAGCCCACCAUUUUCAGCUUAAAACUUAGAUGUAUAUGUGAAAAUCUUGAAAGUAAUAUAAAUAUUAAGUUCUGAAAUUAUAUGUUCAAAGAACACAGAAUCUUGAACCAAUUAAACUAAAAUCUGAAAUUCGUCUCAUCUCUUGAGCAUGAAGUUUUUGUUCAUUGUUUCCACUUGUGAUCUUUAUGUACUGAGUGCUCAACCUCGCCCUGACUCAACUUGAAAUAUAAUUCAACCGUCUCUGGAACAGGUGCUGAGAUUUUGUCUUUUUCUUCAGAUAUGCAUAGUAUCAGAAAGAUUGUGAAAAGAAAGUGCAAGGAAAAAAAAUGGAAGUCAAUAUUUAGGUCGUUUUCUUGUUAUAGAUGUUCAGCUUCAAGUUAUUGUUGUAAUCGCUAUCCUUAUAUAUGUAAUUGCUAUGAAUUCUGCUUCAAAUUCAUAUUUGUUCGCAGCCC